Gadus macrocephalus (Pacific cod) is the source of this 2414-nucleotide messenger RNA. RefSeq names its product synapse differentiation inducing 1-like (gene syndig1l). NCBI's taxonomy places the organism in Eukaryota, Metazoa, Chordata, Actinopteri, Gadiformes, Gadidae. Bases 524 to 1336 code for a protein of 270 amino acids. The record is from RefSeq and is a predicted model, not a curated record. Gene Ontology annotation, cellular component: intracellular membrane-bounded organelle; membrane. The transcript has 4 exons.
CUAUACUUAGUUCGUGAGCAAUUUAUCCAUGUCACGCUGUCUGAAAGGAAGAUCGAAUUUGAAAAUGUUGAACAGCAUAGAAACAUUGUGACAUCAAUGUCCGCAACGGCCGUUCAAGCGGAUUCCUGCAGCCAAUCAGUUGGCAGAGUCGCUGGCGGAGUUGUGGGGAGGCUGCGCUCAUCGUGAUGUUGAGCGCAAAUACCUACCUCUCCGUCUAGUCUAGCCGUCCUGGUCCUCCCAGGCACACGCUGCCGAGUUCGGCGUCCGAGACUAUGCAUAUCGACAUACAGAAAACUACUUUCCAAAAUUGGUCGCUAUUGUUCGGUGAUCUUUUUUUUUUUUUUUUACCAAUUCUGAAUUUGGACAUUGGUGCUCAUCCAUCGAUUUGACGCGAGCCUCGAAGGAUGAGGAUUGAGGAAUGAAGACGUCCGCCGCAGAUUCUUAUACAACAGGUAUGAGCCAAGGUCCCAGCCUCCUGGAUAUUUAACCCAGCAGCCGCUUGCCCUCUGGCCCCCCCACCAUCAUGGAGAGCCUGGCUGAGCUCCAGAACCCCUUGCUGGACAAGACCUCCAGCAGACAUGUGGUUCACCACGGCAACUACCACCAGCUUCAGCAGCAGCAGCAGCAGCAGCAGCAGCAGCAGCAGUACCACCGGCAAGGAGACCUGAUUGGCUACCUGUACGCCGGCCCCCACAGCCGGCCGGCCCCAACUAAGAGCCAGGAGUUCCUGGACGCCACGUCGCUGCACCUGGCCGUGGAGGCCUUCUACCGGCCAGCGGGCUUCAUCCUGUACACCGACAACGUCAGCCUGCACAGCAAGGACUCAGGCCGCAGCGAGAGCUUGGAGACCACCUUCACGGAGGGCAAGGGCCGGGCCCUCACCGACGGGGGGUCCACGGCGGGGGAGGAUGAGGAAGAGGAGGAGGAGGAGGAGGAGGAGAUGGAGGAACCCGCGGAGGACGGCAGUGGCGCCGAGAAGGAGGUGAAGAUCCAGACGGUCUGCUACGACGUGGAGGAGGAACCCGCCCAUGAGUACGAGAGCGACAGCUCCAGCGACAGUGACAGCGAGGACAACUUCCUAAUGCAACCCCCCAGGGACCACCUGGGUCUGGCUAUCUUCUCCAUGCUCUGCUGCUUCUGGCCACUGGGCAUUGUGGCGUUCUACUACUCGCACAAGAGUGGAAAGGCCAUUGCUAAAGGGGAUUUCUCCCGGGCGGGCGUGAACUCCAGGCGAGCCCUGUUCCUGGCGGCCCUCUCCAUCACCGUGGGAGCGGGGGUCUACGUGGCGGUGGUGGUGGCCCUCAUGGCUUACCUGUCCAAGCCUGGACACGUAUAGCGGCAUGGGGGGGGGGGGGGCUCACCAGCAGAAGACAGAGAGACAGAGACAUAGAGCGAGAGAGAGAGAGUGAGUGGGAGGAAGACACAAAAAACAUAGACAGACAGACAGACAGACAGAGCGAGGGAGAGAGAGAGAGGGGGUGAGAGACAGAGGGCGAGGGAGAGAGGGAGAUUAUUCUGUGGACGCAGGUGUUAGUGUGGAGGAGAGAGAGUGGACGAGAAAGGAGAACAGACAGGAAGAGUAGGCGAGAGAUAACAAUAGGCAGAGAGUGGAAGGCAGAGAGAGAAAAAACAGAGAAAGUGCAAGCGAUAUAUAGACAGGAAGUGAGUGAGGGAGAGAAACAGAGCAAGGCGUCAGAGAGGAAGGAAGAACAACCAGGAAUAAACACACACACAGAGAGAGAGAGAGAGAGAGAGAGAGAGAGAGAGAGAGAGAGAGAGAGAGAGAGAGAGAGAGAGAGAGAGAGAGAGAGAGAGAGAGAGAGAGAGAGAGGAGAGGAGAGAGAGAGAGAGGUCAAACGAGGGAUGUGUCAUCCCUCUCCUGCACUUGACGCUGCCCAACCUCAUGUCCUAUACCUGUCCUAUCUGUCCAGGACAGGGGACAGGUAGGACAUGAAGGACAUGCAGGACAUGCGUCUGGCUGUCGGAGCAGCCCCGGACGCGGGCGGAAGAGAUCCAACGAGGACAGAGACAGACUCUUGUGUGGACGGAAUAUCGUUCGGAGCUCAUCCCCAUCGGUCUGGAUACUACUUUUUAUUCUUAUUCCAAGGACUCCCAUUAUACCGCCCCGGCAUUCCAUUAUGAAAGAUGAAGAGCGCCGACGGACUGGAAAAAAAACACUAUCGCACCGGAGAGACUACUUUUGUGCAAAGUCUGUACCAUGUACUUACAGCCGCUUGUACCACACAGUGAAAACUAUAAACAGACCACUUAUCAGCUCCUAGCUCAAUGCAGCACCGAGCCCUAUUGUGUAACCCCCCGCCCCCCCCCCCCCCCCAUCCCCACACAACCCCCGUGUUCCAGUACCCCACAGUAACCGACGUUAAACGUUUCAAUUAAAAACAACCUUGAAAAAG